AUCACGUGAUCUUCCGAAUACCAGGAAAAUUUCGGUACAGUUUUCUCACGAGGAGAACUUUAAUAUCAACUGCAAAUACACAGAUCUAGUGAUGCACUUCGGUCAGUUGCUGGACCAUGAUGUCGGCCAUUCAUUGCCAGAAGAUGAUACCGUAAAAUGUGGAUGUAGCCAAACGGAAAAGUGUCUACCAAUUGAUAUCCCCAAAGAUGACCCAUAUUUUACUAAGCCUUGCAUGAUCUUCAAGCGAUCACAGAGAAUAUGCGUCAAAGGGUGUCCGGCUGCGCCAACUGAACACGUGAACGUCAUAACAUCGUUCAUCGACGGAUCAAUCAUUUACGGUUCAACUGAGAAAGAGGCGCAUAACUUGCGAUCCAAUGUUUCAGGUAAACUGACAGUUCAAUCAAAUCCAUCUAAGCGUCACCUUAAAUCGAUUCUACCACACAACCCAAAACAUAGCAAAUGCAAAGCACAGACAACCACCAAGAAAUGCACUUUGGCAGGUGAUAAAAGAGCUUCUGUGCAACCAGGUCUACAUGCAUUACAUACAGUCUUCGUUCGGGAGCACAAUCGUCUUGCGGAGAAACUAUCUACCUUAAAUUCACAUUGGAAUGACGAAAGACUAUUUCAAGAGGCCAGAAAGAUUGUAGCAGCCAUCUUGCAACAUAUUACAUAUAACGAAUAUCUUCCAGUUAUUCUAGGUCCGAAAAUUAUAAAUAAAUACAACUUAUCACACGAGUAUCCAUAUAAGUAUGAUGAAUGUAUUGAUCCAACUAUAAGUAGUGUCUUCUCGUCUGCUGCCUUUCGUUUUGGGCACAGUCAAAUCGGAUCCUUCGUGGCUCGUGCUGACAAGAACUAUCAGCCAACAUACGAACCUCUCCCGCUCAGAGCCACGUUCUUUAAUGCCUCUGUCUUGGAUGAUGCAAGGUCUGGUGGUGUCGACUCAAUCAUUUUUGGCAUGUUAAGUAUUGGACUAUUUAAUGUUGAUCAUCAAUUUACAAAAGACGUUACCGAGCAUUUAUUUUCGGAUCCACCUCAUGCCCCAGGAAUGGAUCUUUUAGCCAUUAACAUCCAGCGUGGUCGUGAUCAUGGUAUAGCUUCUUACAACCACUGGAGACAUGAAUGCGGCCUCGGAAGAGCAGACAGCUUUGAAAAUCUGACAGAAGUCAGCGAAGAGAUGAAAAAUCUUUUGCAGAACAUGUAUCACGAUGUUGACGACAUUGACGCAUUAAUUGGUAUGCUCAGUGAGAAGCAUGUUGAAGGCGCCCUUGUGGGACCAACUGUUGCCUGUUUACUGGGUGAACAGUUUCAUAAUCUCAAGUUUGGUGAUCGUUUCUGGUACGAAAAUACAGAAGGGCAACAAGCAUUCACUAAAGCUCAAUCAGAGAUGAUUCGAAAGGCAAGCCUAGCCAGAUUGUUUUGCGACAAUCUCGAUGAAAUCGAAACCAUUCAGCCAUAUGUAUUUCUUGCCCCCGAAAAGGGGUUCGAGAUACUCAAAUGGCAACAGAGUGUACUUCCAGAAGAACUCGUAGAGAUAUACAUGGGUCCAGACGGCCAGUCUCGGUAUAAUAAACGGUUAUCGUGUUCUGAUCAAUUUAUUCCUUCCAUCGACCUAAAUCCCUGGAAGGAACCCACACCCAUCUGAUGGGUUCAAAUCUUAAUAUUCCCAAGGUUGAACUAACAAAGAAUUCGUUCGCUAACGACAGUUAUGUGCUUACAUUUACAGUAAGUAUCUAGGAGGCGUUUAGGCCCAGUCGGCACUGCACAGGACCCAAAGGAUGAAAACAAACUUCCCGAAUGUAAUGCAGUGCGUUUGUUCUCAAUCCAAAACUAAAGAAGACAUUUGAUCGUUAACGUUUUGGCAAAACAUUAUUGUGUUAAUUUUAAUUACAAUUUUGAUUUACGAUCUUACAGUGUAAAAUACAAACUUAUCUUGUUUACAUUCAAAUGUCUCGGCUUCAGUCGCCAUUCUAUCCCUUCUUUAAUAUGCUGAGCCUCAAUUAAAAUUAAAGGCAUUGCUUUAUCGAGACACAAAAGGAGACAAUACUUGUUUAGGGCCUGAGAGCAUUUGCUUUAGCUACUUUUAAUAAAACACUAGAAGCAGGCUAAUUACAACUAAGAACUAAAUUACUGUUUAUGGUAUGUUCUUUUUCAUUUUUUUUAUUCGAUUUGAUUUUUACUGGCCUUUUGGCUUCUGGCACUUGGGUGGUGGUUUAGACACGUUGGCGCUAUAAAUUUCCAGCAGUAUUAUUGUUAUCAAUAUUAUUAAUAUUAUAUUUUUGUUAAUAUUUUUUGUCAAAUGUUUUGUUAUUAAAUGAUAAAAAUUAUUCAAAUGCAUACACCAAAGUUUUUAAGGAUAAAUUAAAUAAUGUAUAUAAUUAUGUAAAUAUGUGAAAUACUUCAUGAAGUCCAAUAUACCGUACAUGAUGGAUCUAUGAUGAAACUAUGUAAAUAUAUAAAGUACAAUUAAAUAAAAAUAUUUAAUAUUAUAUACGAGAAAGUUCACAAAAUGAGGUUGUCUGGGGUCAUAUUAAACACGACAAUAUUUGAAGUUCACCUGUUUACCUUUACUAGACAUUAUUUAAGAAGACACAUCCCAUGCAAGACAAUGGAGUUGUUGGUUAGGUCUAUCUAACAUAUUGUGGACUAUAGUAGUAGAAUAUACCUUACGGUAGAAUCCUGAUAUUCACUCUAUAUGGGUCACGAUCCAAGCUAUGAUUGCCGAUAUUUAUUGUAAGUUAACCAAAUAUUCAAUAAAAACAAAAUUCAAGGGAAAUAUA
Anneissia japonica is the source of this 2777-nucleotide messenger RNA. Its product is annotated as peroxidase-like protein 3. The record is from RefSeq and is a predicted model, not a curated record. Gene Ontology annotation, biological process: response to oxidative stress. Gene Ontology annotation, molecular function: heme binding; peroxidase activity. NCBI's taxonomy places the organism in Eukaryota, Metazoa, Echinodermata, Crinoidea, Comatulida, Comatulidae. Bases 92 to 1642 code for a protein of 516 amino acids. The transcript is spliced from 7 exons.